GUUUAAACGUCAUACGGUAACCUAAAUUUGUAAAACAUAAUAUUUUGAAAAAAAAGGGUAAAUCGACGACAACAUGGCAGAGAAAAAAUCCAACCCAUUGGAUAUAAAUGGGCCGGGUUUUAACUCCAAUUUGUACCUAGAAAAGCUCUUCAAAGAAAGCACCCUUAAACAAGUUAUGGAUCAUGAGAGUGAAAUUGUCAAAGACACACAAACUUUGCAUUCCGAUAUGCAGACUUUGGUUUAUGAAAAUUACAACAAAUUUAUAUCGGCCACUGACACAAUUAAAAAGAUGAAAACAGACUUUAAAAAGAUGGAAACGGAAAUGGAUUUACUGGCGUCAAAUAUGUCUUCGAUAACUUCUUUUUCAGACCAAAUUAAUUCAACUUUACAUGACAGCAGGGAAAAAAUUUCAAAGUUGUCCGGUAUUCAUACUUUGUUGCAAAGGCUGCAGUUUUUGUUUAAACUUCCAGCCACUUUGAAGACUAGAAUGGAAGAAAAAAACUACAUCCAGGCAACACAAGACUACUUACAUGCUCAAAAAGUCUUGCAGCAGUAUGGAGACUUGCCCUCUCUCCAUGGCAUCAAAACCGACUGCGAAUCGAUCUUAACGGAGCUGAAAAUCGAGCUACGCAAACAAUUUUCCAAUCCGCAGGCCACAGCCAAGGAAUUGGCCGAAUCGGUUGAUUUGCUGCUGCAAUUAAACGAACCCGCCAACGAAUUGUGCACGGAAUUUCUCGCUUGCGCCGAAAAAAGACUCAGCGUGCAGUUGGUGAUGUUGAAGGACCAAAGCGAGCAAAGAGACAUAAUCGAGUUUGUCGAUUUGGGCUGCACUGGGUUUCUGAGCGACUUAUGUUUAGUCGUGGCCUCUUUCCACGACAUGUUUCUCAACAGAAGCAUCAAUUUCGAGAAUGUGGAGAUCUUCGAAAAUUUCGGCGCCUUAGAGUUGAACACUUUCGUCAAAGAGAACAUGCGCAAGUAUUUCGAGUUGGUUCAGAGCAAAGUCGACUCAGAGCACGACGUCGGAGAUACGAGUGUUUUGGUGCAGGCUUUGGACAGGUUUUACAGGAGGAUUGAGAGUAAUAGGCUCUGUAAGGAUAUUGACUUUACAAGCACUGCCACAGAUAUUGUGAUAAAGGCUGGCAGAAAACAGUGCAAAGCUCAUUUGCAGAUAUUAAAAAUGCACUUUGCGGAUAUUUUGGCCAAGUUCAAACAAAAUUUAAGUGCGCCGAAACUCAUCAGUCAAGACGACACCUCGAAGAAUCUCAGCGACAUUUUGACGUCUUUGAUCCUCACCAUAGUGGAGAAAAUCAAGGGUGUUCUACAGGAUUUGGUCGUUUUCAUUCAGCCAGAGCUGACUUUUGCUCAAAAACCGCAAUUCAAAGACAGUUUUUGCGUUGAUAAUGUCAGAGAAGGUCUCAUUGUGUGCUUUUUGCACCAUCUCACGGCAACCGCGCGAAGUUUUUGCGCACCAGGCACAAUAGACCUGAAAUCACCGCCAACCCUGAUUUUACUAUUAUCGAAGUUGUGCCUCGAUUUCGGGAACGGAAGCGUCAGAUUUUUGUUAUCCCAAACAGAUGAAGUGUUUAAAAUAAGUCCCAAACAUGCGUCCAGUUUAACAAAUGAAGCAGAAAUAAACAAAACCAUGCAGUUAUCAGCUCAAGAGCUACUUAACUACUACGUUAGAAUUCAGGGAUUAAACUGCUCCCAGAUGUUACGCAAAAGUGUAGAGACCAGAGACUGGCUUCACACUAUUGAACCUAGAACAGUAAGGGCUGUAAUGAAAAGGGUCGUGGAAGAUAUUUCAGCCAUUGAUACAACAGUUGCAUUACUGUAUGAAGAUCCAGGUACAGCUACUGAACAUAGCAGCGAUUCCAGUAGGAAGACACACAGCAUUUCUGUGUCACGACAUCAAUUUAAGUCGAAUUGGUCCAGCUAUACCCCAAGUCAUAUGGAUUCUAAUUUGGUUUCUAACAUGCACAAACUGUUCAGUGAAAGAAUCGAAAUAUUUUCCACGGUAGAUUUUAGUAAAGUUUCGAUUUUGACCGGGAUUAUUAAAAUCAGUUUGAAGGUACACAUUUUGUUUAUAUUUUUGUAUAUUUUGAUGAAUAAAUGUUUUUAUUUAUUUUAUAGACUUUUAUGGAGUGUGUCAGACUCAAAACAUUCAGUAAAUAUGGUCUCCAACAAAUACAAGUGGAUACACAUUACUUACAAUUGUACUUAUGGCGUUUCGUUGCCGAUGAAAAUCUUGUACAUUUUCUAUUGGAUGAGAUUUUGGGUUCUGCAGUUCACAGAUGUCUUGAACCUGUACUUAUGGAACCAAGUGUUGUGGACAUUAUUUGCGAAAGGGGUUAAUUUAUUUUUAUAUUGUGAUAAUUAUUUAAUUUAUUGAAUAUAUUGUAUCUUCUUUAAUAUAAGUUUUAAAACAA
Brassicogethes aeneus is the source of this 2426-nucleotide messenger RNA. NCBI's taxonomy places the organism in Eukaryota, Metazoa, Arthropoda, Insecta, Coleoptera, Nitidulidae. The record is from the annotation of a GenBank genome assembly.